Pseudonaja textilis is the source of this 549-nucleotide messenger RNA. Its product is annotated as 16 kDa beta-galactoside-binding lectin-like. The record is from RefSeq and is a predicted model, not a curated record. Gene Ontology annotation, molecular function: laminin binding; lactose binding. NCBI's taxonomy places the organism in Eukaryota, Metazoa, Chordata, Lepidosauria, Squamata, Elapidae.
UGGCAAUGCCCCUUCAAGCCAAUAUUUAAAAUUUAGACAGGGACACACCUUGGCCAUUCUUGCACUCUUCCUAGAAUUGAAUCAUCAAGGAAUCCACCAUGAGAGUCUUCGAUUUGUCAGUGAAGCACGGCGACUGCAUCAAACUGAAGGGGAAAAUACAUAAUGGAGCCAAGAGUUUUGCCCUCAACUUAGGUCAGGAUGAUUCAAAUCUGGCCAUUCACUUCAAUGCUCGCUUUGAAGCCCUUGGAGAUGUCAAACAGAUUGUGUGCAAUUCCAGAUCAAAUGGCCAGUGGGGUGCAGAAGUACGGCCGUCGAUAUUCCCGUUCCAGGAAGGAGCUGAAAUCAAGAUGUGCCUCAGCUACCAAAGUGGGGAGAUAAAGGUGAAGAUCGAUGGACAGGAAAUCAGCUUCCCCAAUCGUCUUGGCCUGAAUUCUGCCCAGUACUUCUCAGUGGAUGGAGACAUCAGUAUUCUGUCUUUCAAGUUUUGAUGAAACAUAGUCACACUCCCACCCUGUGGAUUUCUUGAAUAAGAUACAAAAAAGGCAAAUA